Molecule: messenger RNA, 2007 nt
Organism: Drosophila yakuba
Lineage: Eukaryota; Metazoa; Arthropoda; Insecta; Diptera; Drosophilidae
Gene: Dip-B
Product: putative aminopeptidase W07G4.4
Exons: 5
Coding region: 280-1806 (508 amino acids)
Biological process (GO): proteolysis
Cellular component (GO): cytoplasm
Molecular function (GO): manganese ion binding; metalloaminopeptidase activity
Source: RefSeq, a predicted model, not a curated record
UGAAAGCUCCGCACAUGCCGGCUGGUCUACUGUGAAAAAACCUGGCUGCCAUUCCUUUGUUUUUGCCCGUGGUUAGUUUUGGCCCAGAAAUUGCAUCCACCGUGGACGUGACUGGCAAGAGGAACCCACAAUAACAAUUCCGAAGACCGAGCGACAUCCCGCUCCCAAGUUUCCAGUUUCCAGCUGCAGCGCUUUGUUCCCAUCAGUGGAGGAGGUUCAGUGACGCCCCACUUGCCGAUCGACCAAGUCGCGUGAGCUGCCUUUGAAAAAGUACUCAUCAUGGGUAUCGAAAAAAUUCUACCAUGCACCCUCCGGCUGAACAAGCUGAUGAGUCUGGCCGGCAACGACUGCCUGUGCAUCAUUGACCGCGAUGCGGUUCCCAAUGAACUGAAGGCCAUCUUCGAGGAGCACCGCAAGUUCGACAAGUCCUUCGACAGCAGCAUAUCCUGCUUCAAGGCACCCAACGUGGACCAACCUGUGGUCUACGCUCCCGUCCCCGAGCUCACCGACUACGACGAUGUGAGGAGCUACCAGGAGGCGGCCAAGCGGUCCAUGGAGAAGGUUCUUAAGGCUGGAUUCCAAACCCCUUUGCUGUUUGUGCCCAAGGUUAAGCGCUUCCCCGAGGCCGAGCUCUGCACCGUUCUGGGAGCUCUGGAGCAGCUUUAUGUGCCCAUUCAAUUGCGAGAGGCAGGAACUUUAAAGGACCCUCGUGUGACCACGCUCAGUGUCCAGAUCGAUGAUCCCAAGGCCGAAGCUAUUUUCCAAGAAGCUCUCGUUCUGGAGGCCGGUCGUUUUGUAGCCCGCGACAUCGGAGUUGGAGACCCAGAGCGCAUGACGCCCAUCCAGGUGGAGAAGUACAUCAAGCCGUUGUUCGAGAAGCUGAACGUGAAUGUGAUCAGUGACUCCAAAGUUCUGGAAAAGGAGUAUCCCCUCUUUGCUGCCGUGAACAGGGCUGCAGAUGCCGUGGAGCGUCACCGCGGUCGUAUUAUUUUCCUGGAGUACAAGCCCCCCAAGCCGGCGAGGAAAACCCUGAUGCUGGUCGGCAAGGGUGUGACCUAUGACACUGGUGGUGCUGACAUCAAGGCCGGUGGUGUGAUGGCGGGUAUGUCACGCGACAAGUGUGGAGCGGCUGCUGCCGCGGGAUUCAUGCAGGUGGUCAGUCAACUGCAGCCGGAUGAUAUCCAUGUCGUGGCUGCCCUGUGCAUGGUGCGCAACUCCGUGGGCGAGGAGUGCUAUGUGGCCGAUGAGGUUAUUACCUCGCGAGCUGGUCUUCAUGUGAGGAUUGGCAACACAGAUGCUGAGGGUCGCAUGUGCAUGACCGAUGCUCUCUGCCGCAUGAAGGAGUUGGUCGUGGAGCAGAAUCUCCCGGAUCCGCAUCUUUUCACCAUUGCCACUUUGACUGGUCACGCCUUCAUCUCGGCCGGUGAGGGUCAGUCGAUUGCCAUUGAUAACAGCGUGGCCCACCGUGAGGAUCACGCCCGAAGACUGCAGGCUGCUGGACAGGCCUUCGGAGAACCCUUUGAGGUAUCCAUUCUCCGUCCCAGUGACUUUUCCUUUAACGCUGGAAAGGUGAUUGGCGAGGAUCUGGUGCAGGCCAACAAUGCGCCGUCGGUAAGGACUCCUCGCGGUCACCAGGUGCCCGCCGCCUUUAUGAUUAAGGCUUCUGGACUGGACAAACAUGGCUUGGACUCAAAGCUGCCGAUCAAGUACACCCAUAUUGAUAUCGCCGGCAGUGCCGGUGAGCACCCAGCGAUGCCCACAGCUGCCCCUCUUGUUUCCCUGGUGAAGACCCAUCUGCAGAAGUAAAUCCUCUUCAGCUUAUAUUCAGGAGGACGUGUACGCGAUCACCACAAACAGUACUUAUACACCAACGUGCAUAGCUAACCAACAAUAUUAUCUUACUGUCCACUAACUGCAUCACUGUUUUUUUAAUAAAGGCCAAACCGAGUUCAUAUUGUAUUCAAAAGGUAUGUUACUCAUUUACAAAUAAAGGUGAAAAUCUUUAAA